Molecule: messenger RNA, 1434 nt
Organism: Lizanozyma spartinae
Lineage: Eukaryota; Fungi; Ascomycota; Pichiomycetes; Serinales; Debaryomycetaceae
Gene: DFG16
Product: Dfg16p
Exons: 2
Coding region: 1-1434 (477 amino acids)
Biological process (GO): cellular response to pH
Cellular component (GO): plasma membrane
Source: RefSeq, a predicted model, not a curated record
AUGGUUACGUUAGCACUGUUAAUGUUGGAUACGACUUUAGGGUUCUUUGAUUUUACACCCACAAGCCCUGCUAAUCAACGAGAUAAUGGUGAUGCCGUAGUGGCAUUGAUGUUUGUACUAAGUGGUGAAUGUGUUAGUUGUUGGAUGUUAGCUUUACUUAUGUUUUUAUCACCAGGUCAUAAACGGAAACCCAUUCUUGCCCAAUUGGUAACGCUCUUAUUUUCCAUUGUUUAUAGUGUUGGGAUCAGUUAUGUUACCAGUACAGCCAAAUCACAAUACUUGGGAAAUCAAUUGGAUAUCAUAUCAUUAGAAGCUGCUUAUUUUGUUGAUACAGGAUUCAAAGUGGCUAAUUCUUUAGGCGAAGCAUUGUCAUAUCUUGCUUGGCUUCAGAUAGUAGUGCUGAUGUUUGCUGCCCGAUAUCGAAAUCGUAUAGGUGGUGUAUGGAUAACGGUGAUAAUUGCUACUUUAACGGUGGACAUUUAUUAUCUUGUUCAAUUGGAUUUAGAAGAGUAUUUAGCUGAUAUACCUCCUUCAAUUAUGCGAUGGUGGGUUGCUAGAGCUCUGUUGAAGCAGAUUUUAUUGGUGAUGUUUGCUGCAAGUCUUGGAUGGUUUACUAUACAUAAAAAGCCAACCAUUAGUUAUUGUCGAAGGCUUUUACCAAUGAGCGUAUUUGUAUGGUUGGUGUUUGCUAUGCACUUUGUUAUUUACAUGCUAUUGAUGACCAAAUUCCGGACCAAUUGGCUCGUUCGAAACUGGCUUGCUACAUUACCUCAAUACAUUAAUAUUGUAUUGAUUACAUUGGUAUGGGAAUGGGUAUUAAGUAUUCGAUCGUUAGAACGACGGAUUGAACACUCAGGAAUGUUGGGCCGAAGAAUGAGCUACGAAGAUAGAAUUAGUAUCACUUCACAUGCACAAGUGGAUAACAUGAAGAUUAAAACAGGGUUAUUGGGCAGGUUACUAGGUAAUCGAAAGAGUGUAAUUACCAAUGUUACAGAGGAGAAUGGUCUGAAUGUGCUGCCUAAUCCUGAUGAUACUGUCAACGGUUCCAAAGAGUUUCUGUGGCUGGAUGUUCAACUGUCUGAUACAAGAUCCCCUGAUCAUAGAGAGGGUACUAGUAGAAGUAUAAAUAUACCAUCAAGCGGUGACGCAAUUAGUCGAAAUAGUGAUGAUGAUCAUGAUGAUAAUGAUAACGAUCAUGACGAUCAUGAUGACAAUCAUGGUGGUAUUGAUAUUGGGUACUCCAAUGAUAUUAUAGGGGAAACUAUGGAUGAUAUUAUGGGGGAGCCUAUGGAGAACGAUAUCUUAGGACACAACAAUGACUACGGUGGGGCUGAUAGAAGCAGAUAUUAUGGCUACACUGAAGAUGAAAACGAUCUGGAUGAAGAGAUCAUAAUGACUGCAGGAAAUAUGGUGUCGGCAUAUAAUAGGGAAUGA